GCCAUAUCUAUCUGUAUAAUGGCGAAACCUAGACGAACCUCCUUCUUCUAAGGGCUAGCCUCUUUCCAACUCUCCUCGCUUCUCUUCUCUUUUCAUCCACUUGCAUAAUAAUACACCUAUGGCCGCCGCCUCCACCGCUACCGCCACCGCCGCCGCCACCAAUAAUCUCUAUCAUUUCUCAUCAUCCGUCGACAAGUCAUCGCCUCUCCUCAAAACCCCAUCUUUCAAAUCUUCAUACUCUCUCCUAAAAACCAAACCCUUCAUUUCCCACACUCACAAACCUCUCACCGUCGCCGCCGCCGCCUCAAACAAUCCAAUCGCAGACAUCGUCUCACGCUUCGAUUACGACGACGACGAUAAGCCCCGUGAGGAGUGCGGCGUCGUCGGCAUCUAUGGCGACCCAGAAGCCUCCCGACUCUGCUAUCUCGCCCUCCACGCCCUUCAACAUCGUGGACAGGAAGGCGCCGGAAUCGUCGCUGUUAACGACAACAUCUUGAAAUCCAUCACCGGUGUCGGACUCGUCUCCGAGGUUUUCAACGAGUCCAAACUCGAUCAGCUCCCCGGAGAUACGGCGAUUGGUCACGUCCGUUACUCCACCGCAGGCGCCUCCAUGUUGAAAAACGUCCAACCCUUCGUCGCCGGCUACAGAUUCGGUUCCGUCGGAGUCGCCCAUAACGGCAAUUUGGUAAAUUACAAAACCCUACGCGCCAUGCUCGAAGACAACGGUUCAAUUUUCAACACCGGUUCAGAUACGGAGGUAGUACUCCAUCUGAUUGCCAUAUCCAAAGCUCGACCCUUCUUCCUCCGUAUAGUGGAAGCCUGCGAGAAGCUCGAAGGUGCGUAUUCAAUGGUGUUCUUAACAGAAGACAAAUUAGUUGCAGUUCGCGACCCAUAUGGGUUUCGCCCGCUUGUAAUGGGAAAGCGAAGCAACGGAGCCAUCGUUUUCGCAUCUGAAACAUGCGCUUUAGACCUAAUCGAAGCAACCUACAUGAGAGAAGUAAAUCCAGGAGAAGUCAUUGUAGUAGACAAAGAAGGUGUUCAAUCACUCUGUCUAAUGCCACACCCACAACCCAAAGCUUGCAUCUUUGAACACAUCUACUUUUCAUUACCAAACUCCGUUGUCUUCGGCCGAUCAGUCUACGAAUCCCGACACAAAUUCGGCGAACUCCUGGCCACAGAAUCCCCAGUCGAAUGCGACGUGGUGAUAGCCGUCCCUGAUUCAGGAGUUGUCGCAGCUCUAGGCUACGCAGCCAAAGCAGGAGUUGCGUUUCAGCAGGGUUUGAUAAGAUCACACUACGUUGGUCGAACUUUCAUCGAGCCUUCUCAAAGAAUUAGGGAUUUCGGCGUUAAACUUAAGCUAUCUCCGGUUAGAGCGGUUUUGGAAGGAAAGAGGGUAGUGGUGGUGGACGACUCGAUUGUACGUGGAACCACUUCGACAAAGAUCGUGAGGAUGUUAAAGGAGGCUGGGGCGAAAGAGGUUCACAUGAGGAUCGCGAGUCCUCCUAUUAUAGCGUCAUGUUAUUACGGAGUGGAUACCCCAAGUUCGGAGGAGCUGAUUUCGAAUAGGAUGAGUGUGGAGGAGAUAAGGGAACACAUUGGGUGUGAUUCUCUUGCGUUUUUGAGUUUGGAGAGCUUGAAGAAAUUGUUGGGAGACGAUAAUCCCAACUUUUGUUAUGCCUGUUUCUCUGGGAAAUAUCCGGUUGAGCCUAAGGGUGGUAAUAAGGUCAAGAGAAUUGGGGAUUUUUUGGAUGAUGGAUUGAAUGGGAGCCUUGAUUCAAUUGAUGGCGGUUGGGUUCAGGCCCAGGGAACCGCCAAGGUCCAGGCUGGGGUGGUGAAAGAAGAUUAAGAAUCCUUUUCUAGCUAGCACCCACAUGUUUUGGUGAAUUUCUUCUUGCUUGCAAAACCAGGAUUAUUUGUUUCUGCUUUUUCUAUUUUAGAGUUCACUUUUUUGCUCAAGAGAAAUGCUUCUUUUUGUCCAAAAAGCUCAGACAUGAUGCUGGCUACUUAAUGAUUAUAGAUCAGUCCAACCACAAAGAACAUUGAAUCUAGAGAUCUGGCAGUUUUUUACAUAUUCAAACAUUAAAACAACAAUCGUGAACUCAACGGCCAAUGCCAGUAAGCUCAUUAGUGUUCAGUAACAUUCCGGGUUAAAAAUGAUCAUCAGUAGAGUACAACUAGAGACUUUGUUCAAUCUAAACUGUUCAUCAAAACAAGAUCUUUCUUCUUAUUAUCUCCCCAACAGACAGACCGACAGCAACCUAACUAAAGGAAUAUAAAAUUACUUGAUGGUAAUGUAGCGAUUUGUACCGUGUUUAGCCCAGUAAUCCUUGAGAUCAACUGGCAAAGACAAGUCCUGUCCUUCAGCUGCUAACCUACUCAGCAAUCUGUU
Messenger RNA from Impatiens glandulifera, 2389 nucleotides. Its product is annotated as amidophosphoribosyltransferase, chloroplastic-like. The transcript has a single exon. Gene Ontology annotation, cellular component: cytoplasm. Gene Ontology annotation, molecular function: amidophosphoribosyltransferase activity. Gene Ontology annotation, biological process: purine nucleotide biosynthetic process; purine nucleobase biosynthetic process. Lineage: Eukaryota; Viridiplantae; Streptophyta; Magnoliopsida; Ericales; Balsaminaceae. Bases 119 to 1846 code for a protein of 575 amino acids. The record is from RefSeq and is a predicted model, not a curated record.